AAUUAUCAUGAUUGCGUGGCCACGACCCUGCAGGCAUGCAUAUCUCACAUGAACUUUGGAGCUGACCUCCAUGCGUUUGUUAAGUGUCUGAACACCCCUUACUGCACAGACAGAAGAGCAUCUGCCGCUGUUCACUUUGCACAAACUCUGGCUCUUCUAAACACUUUCAACAGUCUCUGAGAGCCGCGCAGCAGGUAUGGCAGAGCCCAGCGGGAUCCUGAUCAAAGGGGGUAAAGUUGUGAAUGAAGACUGCUCCGUGGUCAGCGACGUUUACAUUGAAAAUGGGAAAAUAGUUGAAGUUGGACAGAAUCUUCAGAUCCCAGGAGGGGUGCGAGUCAUUGAUGCCGCCGGUAAACUGGUGAUCCCGGGCGGCAUCGACACGCACACACACAUGGAGCUGGCGUUCAUGGGCACCAAGGCUGUGGACGACUUCCAUAUCGGCACCAAGGCCGCUGUAGCAGGAGGGACCACGAUGAUCAUGGACUUUGUCAUCCCCCAAAAGGGAAAGUCUCUCCUGGAGGCCUACGACUGUUGGCGUAAGACAGCUGACCCCAAAGUUUGCUGUGACUACUCGCUGCACGUCGCCGUCACAUGGUGGAGUGACAAGGUCAAAGAAGAGAUGCAGACACUGACCAAAGAGAAGGGAGUCAAUUCCUUUAAGAUGUUUAUGGCCUAUAAAGAUGUGUUCAUGCUGGAGGACUCUGAGCUAUAUGCUGCCUUCUCUCGGUGUAAGGAGAUCGGAGCUAUAGCUCAGGUGCAUGCUGAGAACGGAGACCUGAUUGCAGAGGGGGCUAAGAAGAUGCUGUCUUUGGGCAUCACGGGGCCCGAGGGCCAUGAGCUGUGUCGGCCGGAGGAGGUGGAGGCAGAGGCCACCCAGAGGGCCAUCACCAUCGCCCACGCCGUCAACUGCCCGCUGUAUGUGGUCCAUGUCAUGAGCAAAUCAGCCGCCAAGGUGGUGUCUAAUGCGCGCAGAGACGGGCGUGUGGUGUUCGGGGAGCCUAUUGCAGCUGGAUUGGGUACAGACGGUACUCAUUACUGGCACAAAGAGUGGGCCCAUGCUGCUGCUUUUGUCAUGGGUCCUCCACUCAGACCUGACCCCAGCACCCCUGGGUACCUCAUGGACCUACUGGCCAAUGAUGAUCUCAGCGUGACAGGGACAGACAACUGCACCUUCUCUGUGUGCCAGAAGGCUCUUGGCAAAGACGACUUCACCAAGAUCCCCAACGGAGUGAACGGAGUGGAGGACAGGAUGUCUGUCAUCUGGGAGAAAGGAGUGCACAGUGGCAAAAUGGACGAAAAUCGAUUUGUAGCUGUCACCAGCAGCAACGCAGCGAAAAUCUUCAACUUCUACCCGCAGAAAGGCCGCAUUGCCAAGAACUCGGAUGCUGAUGUGGUUCUAUGGGACCCCAAGAUGACAAGGAAGAUAUCGGCCAAGACCCACCACCAGGCUGUGGACUACAACAUCUUCGAGGGCAUGGAGUGCCACGGUGUCCCCGUCAUCACCAUCUCUGGAGGCAAAGUGGUCUAUGAGCAGGGGCGGUUAACGGUGUCACCAGGGCAUGGCAAAUUCAUCCACAGAAAACCCUUCUCUGAAUUUGUUUACAAAAGAAUCAAGCAAAGGGAUCAGGUGGGGGAACCUACAGCUGUCAUCAGAAAGCCCUAUGAAGGCAAAGUCAUUUCUGUAUGAAGAACUGACCCAGAACAUGAAAGGCACUUUGAAUCUCCAGCUGUGUGUCUCCAGUACAAUCCAGGAGCUACCAUAACAACUGAAUGCUGUCUCACUGAUAAACCUGCUCGGAGUGGCUUCUACAUGUGACUUGUUUUAACAAUUUUUUGUUUGUCAUGCAUAUAUUAUUCAGUAAUUUAAAUCACUGUGUGCAGUAAAAGCGGUGAUUGAUCUUUAGGUCAACUCUGAUCAACACCAAGGUCAACGUACUGUUGGCAGAUAAUACCUUUGUUAUAUUUGUUCAACUGUGUGUGGUUUCCAGGUCAGCUCUGCUCAGUACACAGGUCAGUAGAACCCACUGUGCUGCUGGAAAUUAUAUUUGCUCUAACAUACAUUAUGCAAUCAAGAAAUUCGCUGUAAGGAAAGGAAAUGUAAAAACAGCAAAUGUAGAAAAAGAGAUCUUUCAUCAUUUUUAUACUGACUUUUAUAUUGACACACAACAUAUUACAAAAUUAUUUUUUAAAACUGGCUUUAGUUGGGAAUGUGCCUUAUUCCUGUCUUACUGGGCAUUUUUUAAAUGUUCCCAUUUUCCUGAAUGGUUGUUGCCAUUGGUAACAGGACUGAUGUUUUUCACCCAAAAGCACCCUUCCUUUAGAUGAGAUAUUCCUUAAAAUGCAGUGACACAAGUAUUAAGAUUUACUUUGUUGACCCAGAUGGACUCGGUAUUUGCAUAUUCAGCGGGAUCACACAUUAUCAUAUGCACACCAUCUAUGCCCAUGUAUGGACUGCAUUCAUUCCUUCCCAUGGUAAAAAGGUCUGUGGCUGUCACCGAGCAUCAUGUGGCAGCUUCCCAUUGGGCUGGCAUGCUGGCGUGGUAUUAUGCCACAGGGCUAGUUGAGACAUAAUGUGAGCUUAUCAGGUUGCCACACGGGUCAGUGGCAGUGUGUGAGUCACAGGAGAAGGCCUACUCAUCCUUGAGCUGUACCACUUCCUUCCUCUUUCCUCUGACAAUGGAAGGGAUGGUGUGGGAUUUUACAAUCGAGACCGUGUGAAAAUGGUGAAGUAUGUCUAUUGAACAAUUGUAGUUUUUGAAUAUCAAGGACGAAUACAUUUUUUAAUGGAAUAAAGUUUAUGUAAUAAUUCAUACUGAAUCAACAUAAUUCCAUUCAUAUUACUAUGUCAACGUCAGUUAUUUUAGCAAAGUUGAAAAAACUUAAUUCAAACUGGAAUGUCAUUGCUUUGACCACAUAUGAGAGUGCAAUAUAUUAAGUAAUUUCUUCAUUCAAAUUCUACUCAUUUAGACCAAUUUCAAUGUGCUGACUGAUGAAAUAUCGCUCUUCUACACUCUGCAGGGAAGCAUUAUACAUAGAGGUAAAAUACAGAAGCCUGCCUCUGUAGUUUAGCUUAUGAGAAGCUGUUUGGUGCUCUAAGACAAAUACAGUCCAUAAUCCAUAACUGCAAACCUAAACUUGAGGUAUAAUGUAAAAUAAAACAUACAAGUAGUUUAUUUAAAUGCCUCCAACAAGAACUUUUUUUUUAUAUACUGUGAAUAUUUGGUUAGUAUUAGUUAUCUCAUGGAUUACGCUCACUGUUUGGGUAGAUUCAUCAUAGAAUACUGUCAUCUGCCUUGUUAUAUAAUGAACAUGAUGUAAUAUAAUGUGUGUAAUAACUCUGACAAGAAAAAAGGACAUUUCUAGUUGCUGAGUGUUCAUUGAGGCUAAACUGAAUUAAAUUAUAAUUUCUUGA
Messenger RNA from Dicentrarchus labrax (European seabass), 3412 nucleotides. It is a transcript of the gene dpys, whose product is annotated as dihydropyrimidinase. Bases 197 to 1687 code for a protein of 496 amino acids. Gene Ontology annotation, biological process: pyrimidine nucleobase catabolic process. The transcript has 9 exons. NCBI's taxonomy places the organism in Eukaryota, Metazoa, Chordata, Actinopteri, Moronidae. The record is from RefSeq and is a predicted model, not a curated record. Gene Ontology annotation, molecular function: dihydropyrimidinase activity. Gene Ontology annotation, cellular component: cytoplasm; cytosol.